AGCUGGGAUCCAAGUCCACGGCCUCUCUGACUCCUGAGGUAGCCUUGCUAAGUGCUCUGAGAAAGGGGACCGAGAGAACACCAGUGGUUCUGUCCCCUACCCUUUGAGGACCAGUUGGAGGCAACUGCUGGUCCCAGAUCUACAGUUAUAAUUAUUUUGAAGUUCUCCCCUCACAGAUGUCAGCCUCCCACCCUCCAGACAUAUUUCAUAGCGGCUGAGCGUUAAGGGAUCAAAGCUGGCGGUGGGUGUGCAGGUGGGGGUGGCUGAGCCUACUGAUCCAGGUCUGAGACAUCCUCCCCACUAAUCAACAAGUGAAUAAACCCUUCAGUGAGUAGGUGGUGAUGAGUGAGCCAGCCAGCUUGCUCUGUAACUGGGGAGUGGGACUGGAGGCAGAAGCAUGAUGGACAGGGAGGGUUUGUGAGGAUGCGGGGGGGCUGGCUCCUGGUCCACCCCAAGGAACCUCCUAGUGUCCCAUUUACUUUCACUCUAAAAGUAAAUGGUUGUACCCCAAACCCAGGCUUUCUCCCAUGCCUUCUAGCUUCUCUACUGUUUCUCCUCUCCUCCCAUCUACCCUCGACCCCCCAUCCCCAAGGCAGGAGGGCUCCUAGGAUGCUACAAAGUCCCUGAGGAUUCUCACUCCUGUCCUCUCUGUCUGCCCCGGAUCUGUCUGCUCCAGAAUGCCUGUCACCCCCGAGCUGGUCAACAGAGCAGACAGCCCUGAGGUAGGCUUGUCCCUUUAGUCUUCAGGGGCCUUGUCCCGGCCUGCUCCGGGUUAGCUGUCCCAACCAGCCCCCCUGGCUACCCUUCCCAUCCCUAGGUAACCACUGUCUUCUGUCUUUCCACGGCCUCUGGGGAGGGGACUUCACUUCUUUCUGCUGUCUACUGUCCAAACUGGAUCCAGGCUUGUCCCUCUGUGUUUGUCCCCAUGUUCUGGGGGACUUCUCAGACUGGAGCUCUGCAGGACAGUGGAGCACCUUCUCCCUCAGGUUGGGAGAGCCCAGUGAUACCGCUGCUCCCCUCUCCCCAGGCUGGGGUCCCCCUGAGGAUACAGCUGUGACUCUUCUGAGGCUGGGGAUCCUGGGGAACCAGCUCCACCCUGGCCCCCAGAUAUCAGUUCCCCAGCAAGAACGGUUUUCUCCUCCCUCUGAGGAUUCAGUCUGUGUUCACUUGUCCCGAUGUCCUCUCCCACCUCUGUGCUCAGCUUGCUGCCCUGGUCUUUCUUGGGAUGUUUGGGGCCAACUGGCUGAUAAGGAGCCAUUUCCGGAGAGUGCAGGUGAUUGAAGCCAUAAACAGGUGCUUGAGGGAGGCCUGGAGUCUCCGCCUCAGGAGAGCUCUAAGAAUAACAGCCUCGGCCAUCUGUCCUGGAGGGUGGGGGGCCUGGCCCAGGACCAGGGGCCUGGACAAGAUGGCGCCUCGUUGCCUUCAUGGGCAGGGCGGAUGCUGGGAAGAACUGGAGGCUCUGGCCAGGCUGGGGAAAGGGAGCUGGGAAGGGCUUUAUGGGAAGACUCCCCAAUAGCCCGCUCUUCCUGGUGGGGGCGGUGGGUCUGAUGGGGUUGGCAGUCUGGAGACCCCCCUCAGAAGGGGCAUCAGGCCCCAAGCUCUGCCUCCCCUCCCUGCUCCCCUUCCUGACUCCCGAGUCCAUGCUUAUUUCAGGUAGUGAGCCCUUGUGCCCCUCAUGAAUGAGAGGACCUCUUCCUGGCAUCUGCCCCAGUCCUUUUCUCUUGUCUGUGUCCGCAUGACCUUGGCUAUUCCUCACCGCUCAGAACUUCAGUUUCCUCAUCCAUAAAAUGGGGAUAAACUCAGCUCAUUGCGUUCUUGUGCUGAAUUCACGUAUUGUCUAGAAUACAGUAAGUGCUUAAUAAAUGGCAGUCCUUUCCACUUUCCUUCAAAGGGCCUGGGUGAGGAUCUUUGCUCCAGAGCCCCAUGGAGACUGCGAUGGGCUAGGGAUGGUGGCAUGUGCUGGGACAGCCCUGGCAUCACUCAACCCUGAAAGACACCAGUGCCCUGAAUGAUGGGGACGGUGGCACACAACCUGGGAAGAUUUCUCUCUCUGUGCCAGGCCUGACGGGACCUAGGGCUGUAUGUGUCAGGCUGGGUGCACAGGUGGCAGACUUGGCUGCUUCUGGGGAGGGAACUGGCUUCUGCUUCCUCCUUCCCCUUUCCCUAACCCUUUAACAGAGAGGGGACAUAGUGAGGUGCCCAGAGAGGCCUCUCGUCCAGGACAUCACAAAACAGCAGGUCAAGAGCCAAGGUCAUAACUCCCACCCUAUGUCCAGUAGAAAGACACUUGCCGCACAGGCCCUGUCACUCCCUCACCCUUCCUAAGGUGCUGCCAAGCAAGGUCGGGAAAGUUCCUUCCAGAGCGGUCACAGGUCCCGCAGGCUGCAGGAAACAAGGCCCAUCUACUGCCCCCCACUCCUAUGUGUGGACAGGCUAGGGAAGGUGGGGUCCCAUCCCUGGUCCUAGGGACUGCCCCAGGAGUCUAGAUACAACGUCACCUCCUCAGGAGUCUAGGCCUGCUGCUGUGGAGGGAGAUGGAGGUCGGGCUGGCACCCCAUCCAGAGGGAUCCUGAAUCUGAGCCUGGUGGCUGCCCCCUCAGCUCCUCCACGGUGGAGACAUCACGCACUGCCUGGGUAUGAGCUCAUUUUAGCCUGGUGGAGGGAGGGAGGAGGAAGGGCCCUCCCCCUCAGACUCCCCCUCCCCGUGCAGGCCAGGAUAUAAGCCCCGCAGGGCAAGCACCCAGCAGAGGAGGCCGCAGCCCAGCCUGCAGCAGUCCAGCCUUGGGGACUUCGUGCCUUCCACCUCCUGCUCAUCUCUGCUUCCCAAGCUGUUGCUAUGGUGACGGUGCGCAGGCCGUGGCCUGUCAUGGCCACAGUGCUGCUGGCCCUGCUUGCCUUCCUGGGGGCGCUCGUCGACGCCUACCCCUCCAAACCCGAGGCUCCCGGCGAAGACGCCUCGCCAGAGGAGCUGAGCCGCUACUACGCGUCGCUGCGCCACUACCUCAACCUGGUCACUCGGCAGCGGUAUGGGAAACGCGACAGUCCCGUAGCUCUCCUCUCGGAACUGCUCCUCCCCGACGGCGAGGACCCCUCGGUCAAGCCGCGGCCCGAAGGCGCCCACAUGUGGUGACGACCCCCGGGCCUCCUGGCAGACACAACUGCACGGACCUCAUUUGCAUGUUUGCUCCCGGCCGCGGAGCCUGGAUUCUUUUCCCUGCCGCCUGCAAUGCAGAGUUCGGCACGGGGUCCUGGUUCCAUUUCUCGGUGCCCCGCCCCCUGGGCUGGAGGCUGUGUGUGGUCCUUCCCUGGUCCCCAAAUAAAGAGCAACUUUCACCGGAAA
This is a messenger RNA of Manis javanica (Malayan pangolin), 3340 nucleotides long. RefSeq names its product peptide YY (gene PYY). The record is from RefSeq and is a predicted model, not a curated record. Gene Ontology annotation, biological process: feeding behavior; neuropeptide signaling pathway. Gene Ontology annotation, molecular function: neuropeptide Y receptor binding; neuropeptide hormone activity. Gene Ontology annotation, cellular component: extracellular region. NCBI's taxonomy places the organism in Eukaryota, Metazoa, Chordata, Mammalia, Pholidota, Manidae.